Molecule: messenger RNA, 2851 nt
Organism: Oncorhynchus mykiss (rainbow trout)
Lineage: Eukaryota; Metazoa; Chordata; Actinopteri; Salmoniformes; Salmonidae
Source: RefSeq, a predicted model, not a curated record
CCCCCUGUCUGAGAUUUAGAUAUAAGUUUCACCGUGGCACGAAGCAUUUCAAACUCAUCACUGGAGCAAGGUUCUUCACAUCGGACUAUCAUCACCACAGAUCAACAACCAACCCUCUGGAAUUAAAUAAUACGGUCUCGGUUUUACGUGGUCGAGAGUCUCUGAAACAUUUUGUAUUCGGUUCAGCUGCGCACUUAUCAACUGCUGGGAGAAUGGUGGAGGUGAGGAAUAUCUGUUGUAUUGGGGCUGGCUACGUGGGCGGUCCCACCUGCAGCGUGAUCGCCCAGAUGUGCCCCGAGGUGACGGUUACCGUGGUGGACGUGAACGAGGACCGCAUCCGUGCCUGGAAUUCUGAUAGCCUUCCCAUCUUUGAGCCUGGACUCCAGGAAGUGGUGGACUCAUGCCGCGGGGUCAACCUUUUCUUCUCCACAGACAUCGAUGAGGCCAUAAGAAAUGCAGACCUCGUUUUCAUAUCUGUCAAUACGCCUACCAAGACAUUUGGGAUUGGCAAGGGUCGAGCAGCGGACCUGAAGUACAUAGAAGCAUGUGCCCGGCGCAUUGCUGAUGUGUCCAUCGGGUGUAAGAUUGUUGUAGAGAAAAGCACAGUUCCUGUACGUGCUGCUGAGAGCAUCCGCCGCAUCUUCAACGCCAACACCAAAAGUAGCUUGAACUUUCAGGUCCUCUCAAACCCAGAGUUUCUUGCUGAGGGAACAGCCAUUGCUGAUCUGAAGAAUCCAGACAGGGUAUUGAUUGGAGGGGAUGAGACCCCUGAGGGCCAACAUGCUAUUGAGGCCCUGCGGAGCAUCUAUGAGCACUGGGUCCCCAAAAGCAAGAUUAUCACCACCAACACCUGGUCCUCUGAGCUCUCCAAGCUGGCAGCCAAUGCCUUUCUGGCCCAACGUAUCAGUAGCAUCAACUCCAUCAGUGCCCUGUGCGAGGUAACUGGUGCUGAUGUAGAGGAGGUGGCUCAUGCCAUCGGGACAGACCAGAGAAUAGGCAGUUGCUUCCUGAAGGCCAGCGUGGGAUUUGGUGGCAGCUGUUUCCAGAAGGAUGUCCUCAAUCUUGUGUACCUAUGCGAGGUGCUAAACCUACCAGAGGUUGCAAGAUACUGGCAACAGGUUAUAGAGAUAAACGAUUACCAGCGAAAACGAUUCUCUUCGCGGAUAAUCAGCUGCCUCUUCAACACAGUGACGGACAAGAAGAUAGCCUUGCUAGGAUUCGCUUUCAAGAAAAACACAGGCGAUACAAGGGAAUCCUCUAGUAUCUACAUCAGUCGCUACCUGCUGGAGGAGGGAGCCUGUCUACACAUCUAUGACCCCAAGGUUAAAGCGCAGCAGAUCAUGCACGACCUGAUUCAGCCCACACCCUCAGAAAGACAUGACCCCGCCACAGUUUCUCGUCUAGUCACAAUCGUCACUGACCCAUACAAGGCUUGUGAGAACGCCCAUGCAAUUGUCAUCUGCACAGAGUGGGAUAUGUUCACGGAGCUGGACUAUGAGAAGAUCUAUAAAGCCAUGCUGAAACCUGCCUUCAUCUUUGACGGUAGAAGGAUCUUGGACAGCUUGCACGACCAACUCCAGCAUAUCGGCUUCCAGGUGGAGACUAUUGGGAAAAGAGUUAACCAGAGGAUCCACUUCACUGCCAUCGAGGACAAGUCAGAAAUAGACCAACAGCAACCAUUAAAGAAGAUCAAACUAUGAAGUGUGCUUAUGGGACAGGAGCGACAGAGCCAGCUCAGUGCAGUAAUAUAUUAAACCAAGUUGUCAUUUUUUAUGUAAUAUUACAUUAGUGGGAUGGCUAGGCGGUAUACCGUAUUUUACUAUAUACACCCCAAUAUUGAUGCACGGACCGGUUUGGGUUUUUACUUUACCUUCUAACGGUGUUUCACAUAUUUGGUUUGUUAAAUGUGUGAUACGCGACUCACACGCGUGUAAUGUUCAUUUUUAUAGUUUACUCCCUUUGCUACUUGGGCCAUCGCUCUCCCUCUCCUCCUGCAUGCCGCCGAAGAGGAAGAGGUUUUACUUGCUCAUUUGCUACGUGAGGAUUAUUUGAUUGAAUAGAAGUUUCGUAUUGGUUAGGUUGUUACGAAUGCACUGAUAUAAGUGGACGCACGUUGCAUUUUGGAAACGUUUUAGCAUGGACAUUGCCUUUGAGGGGUUCCACCAUUUUAAAGUAGUCAGGGAUCCCUAUGAGUUGGGAGCAAUCAGCCAAUGAAGAAGAUCAUUGACUACUUUAAAAUAGAGAGCCUCAAUGGCGUUGCCCUCGCUGUCACAGAUGCUAUAAUGCACAGAUAAAAUGAUGAGUCCUAUACAUCUCUAUGGCCUGUUGUUCACACGCAUAUUUGCCCUCUCGUUUGCAAGAAAGGUGAUCUCGACCACCUGAUCUCGCCUCCUCCCGCCUGCCUUCCAUCUUUGAGGAUGUGUAUUUCCAUUGUUAGAGUGGUCACUUGACUAUCUUGUCAAUAUAAUGCCACGUGCAUCCACUUAUAUCAGUCAAUUUGUAACAACCUAAACAUUACAAAACCUCUAUUAGAUCAAAUAAGUCUACCGUAAUUAGACACUCAGACUUCCAUACAAAAAAGGGCUUAUCACAUGUGGACAAAUUUUGGGUAGAGUAAAUCCUCUCGCUUCACCUCUUCCUCUCUGCUUUCACUCUGUCUGCAUGGUCAGAUGCAACGAGGUGUUGGGGAUAAUGAUGCUGAUUUAUUCUUUGCUUCUUUAUAUACAUUGCAUUAGGAAAGUAUUCAGACCCCUUAACUUUUUCCACAUUUUGUUGUUACAGCCUUAUUCUAAAAGGGAUUCAAUUGUUUUUCUUCUUCUUCAUCAAUCUACACACAAUACCCCAUAAUGAC